AUGGCGGAGGCUAUCGCAGCACUGGACUCGCAGGGCGUCCUCAAGGAGUAUUCGAUCGGCAAUCUAUUGAGACGAUAUGAGGAUGAGGAAUACGAGCAACGUUUUAUGGCAACUACUCCAUUUCCAUGGUACAACACGAGUACGGGCAAGGCAGAGCAUGGUCUCAGCUGCAAAGGGUGUCAUGUUCGUGUUACGACAGAACGUAAAGACUUUGAUAAUCAUUCGGCGCUUUCUUCAGCGGAAUUCCUGUCUCAUUUUGCAACUUGCGUUGAAGCGUGGGAUAUAUGGGCUAAGAGCCAGCAGGGGACGGUGCCUGUUGAGGACUCUGAGUUUGUACGUCGCGGUGGAUUUUUUAUCGGGAAGCAGUGA
Messenger RNA from Pseudogymnoascus destructans, 369 nucleotides. RefSeq lists its product as uncharacterized. The coding region runs from base 1 to 369 and encodes 122 amino acids. The record is from RefSeq and is a predicted model, not a curated record. NCBI's taxonomy places the organism in Eukaryota, Fungi, Ascomycota, Leotiomycetes, Thelebolales, Thelebolaceae. The transcript has a single exon.